Messenger RNA from Armigeres subalbatus, 3603 nucleotides. RefSeq lists its product as uncharacterized. NCBI's taxonomy places the organism in Eukaryota, Metazoa, Arthropoda, Insecta, Diptera, Culicidae. The transcript is spliced from 3 exons. The coding region runs from base 905 to 3127 and encodes 740 amino acids. The record is from RefSeq and is a predicted model, not a curated record.
UCGACGCAUUCGGACGUUAUUUCUAUCCUUUACUGCAUCGCAAGUGCAUAGAAAUCAUCUCGACCCCCGUGGGCCCAAGGUUCAAGGGGUUAUCCACGCUAUCCAAUUCGCACAGGCUAUCCAAUCCGGUGAAUAGAAAAAUAUUUUUUCGUGAAACCAACUAUUCUCCGCGCUAUUGUACAAGUGCAACGAAUUUAAUUUUUUGACACCUUUACGUGACUUCAGCAAAGACAAGACAGUAAAGUAAUUGUGGACAGUGAAAGUGAAUUGUUUGUAUUACUCAUUUUUUUGUGAAUUCCAAUACGCAUUGCGAAGCCAGUGGUGGUGACACCAAUCGCGCAGUACGUCGGCCGCAGAAGUAAGCAAGACGCGCGCGCAUCCGCAUCACUGGAAACCAAAGCAGGCCAUCGUUGCGGUAGUGAUUGGCUUGUCGAUCGCGUAAUCAGUGACGUGAGCUCUCCUACACGGCCUUAAGCCUUUGCGAUCGCGACGACGACGACGACAACGAUUGCUGCGAUCGAUCGCAAGUGCAGGUGGAAGCAACGGAUCGAUACCUCAGCGUAGCACGUUGUUGGCCCAGGUGUGUUGGUUAUCGGCAUUUUCUGAUACUGGGGAAAGGAGAGAAGGGUUUUCUUGAAAUAUUCCGAUCGGUGCACAGGCAAGUGCGACACCAUUGCACAACUUUCAAGCAGGGUUUUGUCGGAAAAGGAAAGUGUUUUAGUGUUGGUGUGAGGUUGUUUUUGCUGUUUGUUUUGACGGGAAGUAGGAGGCUGUGCGAAACUUCAACACGAACUGCGGCGAGAAGACGUGACCUUCAACUGGUUUUUAUUGAGACGGCGGUGGUGUUGAACGAAUAGAUUUCAUUCAUCGCUCUGACGGGGUCUUAACAGUGUCAGAUGUUUUAAUGGUGCUGAAAUCGAUCAAGAUGCAACAGCGAAAACGAUUGACCAUUAGCCUCCUGCUGCUAAUGAUGGCAGCGGUUCUGGUGGAACCUCAACACACGAAUCCCAUGCAUUUGCAGCGGAUGCACUACCGACCACGAUAUCCCAGAAGGGACAAUUAUGUGGCAUACAACCUUCACAAGACCAUUCAGCCGCGAGAUGUUAACGAACUGGACGCAAACCAAGCCCGCAAAGCUAUGGUUGAUGUUCAACAGACGAUCGCCGAGGUUCAGAGUUUAUUAGCUAAAGAUCCUACUCUUCCGAGGUUAACCAGGGGAGAAAUUGAAGAGCUAUUUGAGAACGUGACCCGCGAAGAGUUUGACAAAUCACUUCGCGAAGGCGAUCAGUCUCGUGCGCAGCACAUGAGAGCCCUGAUGCUAGUGCUUCCAUACAAUACCAACAACAUGAGUCCGGAGAACAUUAAAAACAUAUACAAUCUGCCUCCGGUGACCAAGGUCGUGCAAAACGAAGUCGAUCUGGAAGGCCAACAACCAUCUAAGAUCAUUCCUAAUGCAGCAUCUGCUACUCAAUCAACCAAUAGCCGAAGAAAGGCAACAACGACGGCCAUUCCCGUCACAACGAUCCGCUUUACCACUUUGAAACCAACGACCUUCCAUCCCGCAUUGCCGAACGUAAUUCGUGAUGAAGUGAAACCUUCUCAUAUUAAACCAAAAUUGGUGUCCACAACAACCACCACAGAAUUUCCAGUGAAGAUCGUUGAAUACGUUACAAAAGCAGUUGAACCGACUGCCGAUAAUGCACCGACAAAAAUUGAACUUCCAAUAUCCACUACGGAAGUUACUGGGAAGAACAAAGAAAUCAGCGACAUUUUAGCUUCACUCGGCUUCGGUGAUGGUGUUCCGCCCACUUUCCGCCCGCUUCCUAUCGAAAUGACUACUCCAUUUGGAAUGGCUGACUUGACCACUGAAACUACCAGCCCAAAGGCAUCUGCUCCCAACAUGGCGGACGAAGAGCUGAGGAUGCUUUUGCGCACCUUCGGAUUGUUGAACGAUGGUGGCAACUCGGUCGGAAUUGGUCCCCUUCGCGGUGAUUAUCUACUUCCGGAAACUUUAUCUGAGAUUCAACCAUCACAUUUAGUUCAAAACGAUGGUCUGAAAGUUGAAGAACUGGAGCCAUCUCCUCCAAUCAUGGCUAAACCUGACAUAAGGCCUGAUGACUACGUCGCUUUUAAGCCACUGCCGAUGGAUGCACCGAAACUUGACAAAGGCUUAGAUGAGCUUUUGAAGUCGUUCGGAAUCAUAGACAACGGUGAACGCAAGCAGAAGUCAUUGAAGUCGGAAACCAGCGCCAUAAGCGCCGUCUCCGAAAUGGAAGAAAUGCCCAUGAUCGACAAAGACUUGGUACCGCAGAUGGCUUCCGUUCUGGACAACCUGGGCAUUCAGACCAUGAAGAAAGAUCGCAAUGGACGCAAAUUGGAUAUAAGUAAGGAAUCAGACGGAGCUGAAAUGAAGUCCAACGGUCUUGCGGUAUUUCGGCUUAGGAAGAAAUCGGAGAAACCUCCAAAAGCAGAGAAGUUAGUGAAUGAAGAUUAUCGAAAACUUGAACAACUUUGGGAAACCAUCCGAGAGCUGGAGAAGCUUAAUCCAAAUCUCACCGAAGAGUCUCUUGAAUCACUCAACCUCAAAAACUACAACCUAAGCGAAUCACUUCUCGCGCAGGGCCCAAACCCGCUUGAAAGCUACGAUGUUAACCGAAUCAACGACGUCAAGAAACGCCAGCAACCGACCACCGAGGACACCCCCACUCGCAUCUCACUGGAUCUAUCUGCGUCCUCCAACUCUUCCACCAACAGCUCAAACUCAUCCAACCAAGUGGAGAUCAUCUCCACCACCACGGGUGAUCAACCGCGAUCCACCAUACUCGACGUAGAAUCUGACGCGGACACUCCUAGCGCCAACUCAACGACCACUUCAGCGACGGACACCGCUAGUAGUUCCGAUGCCUCGGACAAUUCGGCUCGCUUUUCGGCCCUGGAAGAAUCGUUCGGAGGUGGAGCGGACCCAGUAGCUGAGGAACCACUGCCACCACCACGGCGGAAUGGUUUCUACUUCCUGGCGGAUUGGAACUCGUUCCUUGAGGUCGGCGAAGACCCGAACAAGGUGGUGAUCAGUUUCCGACCGCAGGCCGGAGAUCCAAGCCGGUUCCUGCCGGUGAAUGUGCCGUAAAAACAGUUAUCAGUAGUGCGACGACGGAAGUUGAUCGUGGUGCGUAGAUUUCCUAUCAGGGGUUCAGAUAGUUUUAUUUUUGAUUGAAAAUAAAUUAGAUAAUUAGGAAAGGGGGAAUGAAAUUUUUAAUAGCAUUUUCGGAGAUAAAACCAGAAAUAGUGUUUUAAACGAACGAGAAGCGAAAAUAUUGAAUGGUUUCAAACAGUGUCUUAAAGUAAGAUUCUGAUCAAUUCUUCAUGAACAGGGAGUAGCAAAGCUCCACUCUCCUCAAACGAACGAACUCACGUAAAAAAUGACUUUCCCACAGGGAAGGGUGACAUUCUUAAACUCAAAACUUUUUUAAAUCCAAACAUUUUUUUCUGUACAUAGUUAACUUAUAGAAGACGUAUUUAUUUGUAAAUUUGAACAUGAGAAGCUAAGGGUGAAAAUCUGUAUUAGAGUGGAAAUAAUAAAGGAAAUGUCGGUGAAAAACUAAA